Messenger RNA from Fusarium verticillioides 7600, 1038 nucleotides. RefSeq lists its product as hypothetical. The transcript is spliced from 5 exons. The coding region runs from base 1 to 1038 and encodes 345 amino acids. NCBI's taxonomy places the organism in Eukaryota, Fungi, Ascomycota, Sordariomycetes, Hypocreales, Nectriaceae. The record is from RefSeq and is a predicted model, not a curated record.
AUGGCUCACAGGGACGUUCUUCGUGGUACGGGCUUUUACGAAGUGUUAUCCCUGAAGCGGACUGGCUUGAGCAUCGGCGCUCUUCCGAGUAUGUGCUACCGACUGUACGAUGACCGUUACUUGAUGCAAUGCAUCACUGAAGAGGCAGGCUACCAUGACCUACAGCGCUUUCGCGAGUACUUAUUGGGCCGCGAGCUCAACAUUGGCCUCAUCAUCGGCCCAUCGGGAUCCGGAACGACAACCUUGGGAGCUGCUGCAAUUCUGGCUAUGCAAGUCCAGUUGGGGCAGAUUCUGUGCUCUGGCCCUUCUCAUGAGGCGAUCGACAUCUUUGCCGACCCCCUGGAUCAGAGAGCAAGAGCCGUCGCCGCAUGGUACAACACAGUAAUGCCUGCUGGCGAUCCUAAGCGAUACUACCAUCGAAUGAUGAACUUCGAGGAUCUCGACUGGACCGCCCGCAGGGGGGAGUUCGCCGACAAAUGCCAUUGGAAGCUUCAUCUGUCCUUGACAUACUGGUUCUUGGUAGUCAUGCGCUCAAGCGUCGUACCGCCGCUCGGCGAAGACUCGAAACCAGGCCUGGUAAAGCUCCAGGCCGAGAUUGACACGCGCCCCAAUCUGUUGCAUUGGGUAACUGGGCAGAUGGAUUCUGCGAAAUAUGCCGCCACCGCCAACACUGUUGGAAACAUCGAGCAUGUGUUAUUUAAAGUCAUGUUCCAGGCGGAUUUUCUUUGCGUCCAUCCUGCUGACACAGAAAAAUCGCCGAUUCCUCAAUGGAAGAGUUUCAUUGCUCGAGAUCUUGUUAUCGGCGAAGCCGGCAGCAUGAGUCAAGCGGAGUUCUACGGUCUCUGGGGGAACUCCCUCCUCCCAUGCUUCCUCUUCGGCGAUCCUGAUCAAAAUCCUGUUGUUCUUACAACUGACGAGGCUGACAGCGACGGCAAUUUGCACAACCGGUUUGCGGCAGAUGGCACAGUUUCGCCGCUGAAAUAUCUCAUGGCAACAGGCAUCCCCGCGUUCCACUUGGAUAUUUCUGCGCGGCCCUAA